GGGAACGGGGUCGCUUCUUUUUCCCCCCUCGCUGAUCCCCCCGCGCGCUCUCCUCCUUCGUGCCAAGAACCUCGGGGCGCAACGAUGGCGCGUUUGGCGCGGCGCCUGGCUUUCCUCCUCCUCUUCUUCCUCGUCCAGCUGCAGCCGAGCUGGGCCGACACGCCGGCCAACUGCACCUUCGAGGACCUAGUGGGCACCUGGGUUUUCCAGGUGGGCAGGGGGCACGGAUCCCCGAGCCAGCGCAUAAACUGCUCCGAAGUGGGGGCUGUGGAGAAAAAAGUUGUCAUUAACCUUCAGAAACUCGAUGUUGCUCAGGACGAUCAAGGGAACUUUGGCUUCUUCACGAUAAUUUACAACCAAGGCUUCGAGGUUGUGCUGAACAACUACAAGUGGUUUGCAUUUUUUAAGUACGAAAAGGAUGGCUUAAACGUAACCAGUUACUGCCACGAGACCUUACCUGGUUGGGUCCAUGAUGUAUUGGGCCGGAACUGGGCAUGCUUCACCGCGCAAAAGAUCUCCCCUUCAGCCUCCGGUGUCCGUGUAAAUCAGCUGCCUUUGAAAUCUGCCGGAAGAUCACUGCAGAAGUUCUACGUGAACAACUUCGACUUCGUAGGGGCAAUCAACGCCAUUCAGAAAUCGUGGAAAGCAGUAGCCUACAAGGAAUAUGAAGGCCUCACCCUGGAAGAUUUGGCUCGGAGAGCAGGCGGAUUAAAUCCCAGAAUUCCAAGGCCAAAACCUGCCCCUCUCACUGCUGAACUAAGGAAACAAGUUUCCAACCUGCCUGAAUCUUGGGACUGGAGGAACGUGAAUGGUGUUAACUACGUCAGCCCAGUACGAAACCAGGCAUCCUGUGGCAGUUGCUAUGCCUUUGCUUCCAUGGGCAUGCUUGAAUCCAGGAUUCGUAUCCUCACCAACAAUUCGCAGACUCCGACGCUCAGUCCCCAGCAGGUUGUUUCCUGCAGCCAGUACUCUCAAGGCUGCGAUGGAGGAUUUCCUUACCUCAUUGCUGGCAAAUACGCUCAGGAUUUUGGUGUGGUUGAGGAGGACUGUUUCCCUUACACAGCCAGAGAUUCGCCCUGCACUUUUAAGAGCAAGUGCUACCACUACUAUGCCACCAACUACCACUAUGUCGGCGGCUUUUACGGAGGGUGCAAUGAAGCGCUGAUGGAACUUGAACUUCUUGCACACGGGCCCAUGGCUGUUGCCUUUGAAGUGUAUAGUGACUUCCUGCAUUACGGAGGGGGGAUCUACCACCACACGGGCCUGAUGGAUCCUUUCAACCCUUUCGAGCUGACCAACCACGCGGUCUUGCUCGUCGGCUACGGCAGUGACCCUGCCACCGGCGAGAAGUUCUGGAUAGUGAAGAACAGCUGGGGAGACAGCUGGGGCGAGGGGGGUUAUUUCAGGAUCCGUAGAGGAACCGAUGAAUGUGCGAUCGAGAGCAUCGCCGUGGCCGCCACGCCUAUCCCCAAAAUGUAGCCGCGGUACUUUUCGCCCAAUACCUUCCCAGGAAGCAAUGGUGUCCGUCCUAAAACAAAAAAACAAAUUAUGGUGCGCUUCAUGGCAGUUUGCUUUGGCAGCUUAAGAAAAUGAGCUUUAAU
Molecule: messenger RNA, 1601 nt
Organism: Lacerta agilis (Sand lizard)
Lineage: Eukaryota; Metazoa; Chordata; Lepidosauria; Squamata; Lacertidae
Gene: CTSC
Product: cathepsin C
Exons: 7
Coding region: 85-1479 (464 amino acids)
Cellular component (GO): lysosome
Molecular function (GO): cysteine-type endopeptidase activity
Source: RefSeq, a predicted model, not a curated record